Messenger RNA from Rhizophagus irregularis DAOM 181602=DAOM 197198, 1079 nucleotides. RefSeq lists its product as uncharacterized. The record is from RefSeq and is a predicted model, not a curated record. NCBI's taxonomy places the organism in Eukaryota, Fungi, Glomeromycota, Glomeromycetes, Glomerales, Glomeraceae. Gene Ontology annotation, molecular function: protein binding.
CGUAAGCUUCGUAAUUUUUAAUCAACUCUGAUACUAUAAUUUUUUAUCAAAAUAAUCCUAAACACGCAAAUACAUUAAAAAAAAAAUGGAACAUAGCAUCUCAAAAGACCUAUCAUUGAUGUUAACUACUGCUGAUGAUCAUAAUGUUAUAAUUCAAGUUGGGGAAAAUCAAAAUACAAGAGACUUUCCUGCUCAUUCUAAUAUAUUGAGAGCUCGUUCGAAUUAUUUUCAAAUCGCACUUUCGAAAAAAUGGGUUACUAAAAGGAAUAACGAAGACGUGGUUAAGUACAAAAAACCAAAUAUUGAUCCUGGCGUUUUUGAAAUAAUUCUUAGGUAUAUUUAUACAGACGAAGCGGAUUUAUCCGAGAAAUCAGGAAUAGAUAUUUUCAAGCUUUUAAUUGCUUCCGAUGAACUACUACUCGAGAAAUUAAUUAAAUAUAUUCAAGAUUAUUUAAUUGAAAAUCGAGUGACCUGGAUUAAACAAAAUUUUGAUUUUGUCUUUAAUAUAGUUUUUAAAUAUGUUAAUUGUAAGAAAUUACAAGAACAUUGUCUUGCAUCCAUCUGUGAAGAUCCACACCAAUUCUUCUCUUCAAAAAAUUUUCCAUCACUUGAUAAGAAUAUUUUCUAUUCAUUACUUAAAAGAGAUGAUUUGCAUAUUGAUGAAGUUAUUGCUUGGAAUCAUUUAAUCAAGUGGGGUAUUAAUCAAAUUCCAUUGUUGAAAAGUGAUAGAGAUAAAUGGAAUGAAACCGAUUACGAAGAUUUAAAAAAAGCCAUAAGUCAAUUUAUACCUCUCAUCAGAUUCUCAAAAAUUAGCCGCGCCGAUUUUUAUGAUAACGUUCGUCCAUAUAAGGCUGUUAUUCCUCAUAAUGUUUACGAGGAAAUGAUGAAAUUUUACAUGAAAGAUAUACCACCAAUUUCAAUUAUUUCGACUCCGCGAGUUAGAAGACCUUUUUUGCCAAUUGCAAUGAAGACUGUAAAAGGAUCUGUAAGAUGGAAUCCGUACUAAUUCUAUAACUUAUACUUACGGCAGGAACAACAAAUUUUGGCUUUAAUAAUCAUGAAAAUUGAUAUAAUUUGUA